Molecule: messenger RNA, 1170 nt
Organism: Pezoporus occidentalis (night parrot)
Lineage: Eukaryota; Metazoa; Chordata; Aves; Psittaciformes; Psittacidae
Gene: PRPF31
Product: pre-mRNA processing factor 31
Exons: 10
Biological process (GO): mRNA splicing, via spliceosome; spliceosomal tri-snRNP complex assembly
Cellular component (GO): U4 snRNP; U4/U6 x U5 tri-snRNP complex; precatalytic spliceosome
Source: RefSeq, a predicted model, not a curated record
CUCAUUGUGCCCCCCCCCCUUUGUGCCCCCCCAGUUCUGGGCCCGGUGGAGGCAGCCCCCGAGUACCGGGUCAUCGUGGACGCCAACAACCUCACAGUGGAGAUCGAGAACGAGCUCAACAUCAUCCACAAGUUCAUCCGGGACAAGUACUCCAAGCGCUUCCCAGAGCUGGAAUCCCUGGUUCCCAACGCCCUGGAUUACAUCCGCACCGUGAAGGAGCUGGGGAACAGCCUGGACAAGUGCAAGAACAACGAGAACGUGCAGCAGAUCCUGACCAACGCCACCAUCAUGGUGGUGAGCGUGACCGCCUCCACCACCCAGGGGCAGCAGCUCUCGGAGCAGGAACUGGCCUGCAUUGAGGAAGCCUGCGACCUGGCGUUGGGGCUGAGCCAGGCCAAGCUCCGCAUCUACGAGUACGUGGAGUCGCGGAUGUCCUUCAUCGCCCCCAACCUCAGCCUCAUCGUGGGCGCCUCCACGGCCGCCAAAGUCAUGGGUGUUGCCGGGGGCCUGACUCCCCUCUCCAAGCUCCCCGCCUGCAACGUUCUGCUCCUGGGGGCCCAGCGCCGCUCCCUCUCCGGCUUCUCCAGCACCGCGGCCCUGCCCCACACCGGCUUCGUCUUCCACAGCGACAUCGUCCAAUCGCUGCCCCCGGACCUGCGCAGGAAGGCGGCUCGGCUCGUGGCGGCCAAGUGCACGCUGGCAGCAAGGGUGGACAGCUUCCAUGAGAGCCCCGACGGCAAGGUGGGUUACGAGCUCAAGGAGGAGAUGGAGCGCAAGUUCGACAAGUGGCAGGAGCCGCCCCCGGUCAAGCAGGUGAAGCCGCUGCCGGCCCCGCUCGACGGCCAGAGGAAGAAGAGGGGCGGGCGCAGGUACCGGAAGAUGAAGGAGCGUCUGGGGCUGACGGAGAUCCGGAAGCAGGCCAAUAGGAUGAGCUUUGGGGAGAUCGAGGAGGACGCGUACCAGGAGGACCUGGGCUUCAGCCUGGGUCACCUGGGCAAGGCCGGGAGCGGGCGCGUGCGGCAGACCCAGGUCAACGAGGCCACCAAGGCGCGCAUCUCCAAGACCCUGCAGCGCACGCUGCAGCGCCAGAGCCUGGUCUAUGGGGGCAAAUCGACCAUCAGGGACCGGGCGUCGGGCACGGCCUCCAGCGUGGCCUUCACCCCACUGCAG